CAGACGUGUUUCCUCUGCUGCUGCUGCUGCUGCUGUCGUCGUCUCGCUGCUCGCUCUCCUCGGCUUUUUUAAUUGAUUUCUCUUUUUUUUAACACCGCAGGAGGAAGAAGGAAGGAAGGAAGGAAGGAAGGGAGGGAAAAGAAGAAAAGAAAAACAACGCCGGCGUUGAUUCUGCUGAUGCUGCAGUGUCCAGUCCUCCCACUUCUCCCUCCAUCACAUCCAUCCCUCCACAUUUGCUCCAUCACUCCCCUCCAUCUGUGCUCCUCCUUUCUCCAGCAUGGUCCUCAUUGAAAACUGUCAGUGCGGGUUUUUGCUGCUGAGCCGCGGUUCUUCCUCCUCCGCCACCUCCUCCUCCUCCUCCUCGACGCUGAAAACCUACACCAAGAGGAUACGGAUGUUGACCAAGACAACAUAGUCUAUUAAUAUUUCAGAGAAACUGUAAAGGGAUAUCAGUAUUAAAGCCCCGCUGUGGUGCAGGUGGACAUCGAGGACAGCGAGGACAUCUGCUCCAACUCAGCACAGGUGACGGAUGAAGCAUCGACAGAAGGCGUUCAAUGAGGAGACGAUGACGACGAUGAUGAUAAUCCGCAGAUCCCGGUCUCACUAGGAGCUCCUGCCCUCCGACCUGCCCCACUCCACCUCCUCCUCUUGCUCCUCAGACCACUUCCUCUUCCUGUCCUACACACACCAGGAAGGAUGACUGUGGUGUCCACAGAAAACAUGGACGAGACCUCCACCCUCCCAGGUCACCCGCAGGACCCCUACCCCCCUGACGACGACCACGAUGACCACGACUGCUGCGAGCGAGUGGUCAUCAACAUCUCCGGGCUUCGCUUUGAGACCCAACUCAAAACCCUUGCCCAGUUCCCUGAAACCCUCCUAGGGAACCCCAAGAAGAGAAUGCGGUACUUUGACCCCCUACGAAAUGAGUAUUUCUUUGACCGCAACCGGCCGAGCUUCGACGCCAUCUUGUAUUAUUACCAAUCCGGAGGAAGGCUGCGGAGACCGGUGAACGUGCCUCUGGAUAUGUUCUCAGAGGAGAUUAAAUUCUAUGAACUCGGUGCAGAAGCAAUGGAGAAGUUUCGGGAGGAUGAGGGGUUUAUCCGGGAAGAAGAGCGGCCGCUGCCAGAGAAGGAGUUCCAGCGGCAGAUCUGGCUCCUCUUUGAACAUCCGGAGAGUUCUGGACCUGCCCGGGGGAUCGCCAUUGUCUCUGUGAUGGUUAUUCUCAUUUCAAUAGUCAUAUUCUGUUUGGAGACUCUUCCGGAGCUGAAAGAGGAUCCCAAUGACCGGAUGCGGAUUGUGGGGAACAUUACUAUAUAUUACAAGCCAAAUGUCCUCACUGACCCUUUCUUCGUGGUGGAGACACUGUGCAUCAUCUGGUUUUCCUUCGAGUUGAUAGUGCGGUUUUUCGCCUGCCCCAGCAAAGCAGCCUUCUUUAAAAACAUGAUGAACACUAUCGAUAUCGUGGCUAUAAUUCCGUACUUCAUCACACUCGGCACAGAGCUGGCUGACGACCAAGACACGGCAACAAGUGCGGGCAAAGGAGGAGGAGAGCAGGCCACUUCUCUGGCUAUUCUCAGGGUAAUCCGUCUGGUGAGAGUGUUCCGGAUCUUUAAAUUGUCCCGACACUCAAAGGGGCUUCAGAUUCUCGGACAAACUCUGAAGGCGAGUAUGCGGGAGCUCGGCUUGCUUAUUUUCUUCCUCUUUAUUGGUGUGAUUUUGUUCUCCAGCGCUGUCUACUUUGCUGAGGCCGAGGAGAAGGAGUCAUUUUUCACCAGCAUCCCGGAUGCGUUCUGGUGGGCUGUGGUCUCCAUGACAACUGUUGGCUAUGGGGACAUGUACCCUGUGACCAUUGGAGGGAAGAUCGUGGGCUCGCUGUGCGCCAUUGCUGGCGUGCUAACCAUCGCACUACCGGUGCCCGUCAUCGUGUCCAACUUCAACUACUUCUACCACCGGGAGACGGAGGGCGAGGAGCAGGCCUUGUUGCUCAAUGUCAGCCACCAGAACCUGGCGUCGGACACCAACUCCAGCCGCCGGAGCUCCUCGGUGAUCAGCAAGUCGGAGUACAUGGAGAUCGAUGAGGACUUGAAAAACAGCAUUGAUAACUUUAGGGAAGCAAACCUUAGAACUGCCAACUGCAUGGCGCCGAGCCAGAACUGUGUGAACAAGGGGAAAAAGCUCACCGAAGUGUGAGGCAGCGUCUGACGCACCAGUGUAAAUAUUGUAGAAAUAUCUGGAUGCUUUACCUCCAUUGGUGCAUUUUAUUGUCUUUUUUUGCAUAGACACAUUCAAUCAUGAUGACUUUGUAAGAGGAUUGUUAGAUUAGUUUGGCAGUAGGGCAAAAAUUGGCAGGUGUCAGGGGAGCGUUUUUGAUAAAUUACUCAUUUUGAGUUACAGAAUCAAGUCCAUAAUAUAUAAAAGGAACCACUAAGGUUGGGUACUGAACUCACUACCUUUAAUGGUACCAGCUGACUUACAGUUAUCAAUUCACAUCAUAAAAUCAGUGCCAAAUUUCGGUACCUGAAGACGCAUCCAAGUAAGAGAGUGGCUCACAUAUGCUAGUCUGCUUAUUUCAAUGGGUCUAAAUAAAUGUUCUCAGCUUUGAAGUUGAGUUGUAUGAGUGCACAAGUCCAAGAGGAAGACGACGAUUUCACGCUGAUUUAUGACUUAAUGUUUCACACAAUAAGGGUGUGUUCACAACGGCUUUUUUUUAGUGUGGUUAAAUAAAACCCUGGUGGGUUAACUACGGUUGGUUUGGGUCAGUGUGAAUGCUCUUGGACCACUUGGGAGCGAACUCCAUCCAAUCUGUAGUGUUGGAAAUGAGAACACUGCGUCCAUUGUCCGUGUCUGGCAGGGCCCACCUCUUCCUCCUCCUCAGGCAAAACUAGCACGUUUAGCUGAGCAUUGUCACCCCAAAAAAAGCGCCACAGAACACUGUUUCUCAACCACGGGCAGUGCCUGCAGUGAGUUGGUGCUCUGGGAUGACGAUGCUAGCUAGGCUAAAUGAGCAAUCUUUCUUGCGGAGGAGGAGGAGGAAGAGAUGGGGCCUCAAGACCCACGGUGGUGUAAGUCGUCUUACGUUGCUCUCUCAGAUCCUCAAUGGAGAACCUGCCGGGCUUUAGGGGGCGCUGUCUUUUGGCAUUUCAUAUUUGCCUUUGUGAAUGCAAAAAUAUUAAAACGAUGCAGCAAAUUUCCAUCAUGUGCGGGCCAACUUAGCACUGUUAGGUGUGAACACGCCCUAAACUGCACAGUUGUUAUAUCGGAGAGUAAUGGUACAGUCGGGCAAUGGUACUGAUUUGAAUGUGAACCCAUACCCAACCUUAGAAAGCGCACGUUUUGCACAUAAAGGUCAGCUUGUUAUUCUCAGUGUGUACCAGGCCAGAAAGUCUUAAAAAUAUAAUAACCCAAUCAUCACAUGACCCUAACUUAGUACAGGGUAUUCUUGUCUAUGAUGGGCAUGAACUUAGUUAAAGGUUAGGGUGUUAGGGUUAUGUUACGUCAAAAUGAACAAAACAUAAGGACAACAUUCAGAUGAGAUAACGCACAUUUGUUUGUACCAAAAUAGAGAUCAGCUUGUCCAAUACUGGACUUGAUACCGAUAUAAUGACAAAAACAGCUCAUGUUUAAAAGGUAAAAAUACUGUAAUGCACUGAAAAAGUGUUAUCCAGCCACCCGAGGUACAAAAUCUCUCCAGAAGAAAUUGCUUAAAUCUGAUAUAGAGACAUUAAAAUUGUAAAUAUAGUCAUAA
Messenger RNA from Solea solea (common sole), 3748 nucleotides. RefSeq names its product potassium voltage-gated channel, shaker-related subfamily, member 1b (gene kcna1b). Gene Ontology annotation, molecular function: protein binding; delayed rectifier potassium channel activity. Gene Ontology annotation, biological process: potassium ion transmembrane transport; protein homooligomerization. The coding region runs from base 697 to 2193 and encodes 498 amino acids. The transcript has 2 exons. Gene Ontology annotation, cellular component: neuronal cell body; paranode region of axon; synapse. Lineage: Eukaryota; Metazoa; Chordata; Actinopteri; Pleuronectiformes; Soleidae. The record is from RefSeq and is a predicted model, not a curated record.